UACAAGCACCUCUCCAUCAUUCAACCAAUUUAAAAUCAUAAGCAAAGGAAAGUAACAAAAAAAAUCAAAUUAGUUAAUUUAAUAUCAUUAGAGAGAUCACCAAGAUGGCUACAAAAAAAUGGAGCAUCUUGGUGGCCUUAGUUAUAUUACUUAUCUCUAUGGAAGCUGCCAUUGCUCAAGGCCAAGGAAACGGUAACGGCAAUGGUAAUGGUAAUGGCAACGGUAAGGGAAAUGGUAAGGGAAAUGAUAAGGAUAAAGGCAAGGACAAAGAAAAGAAGAAGGAAAAAGUUCCAAAAAAGAAGAGUCCAAAGGAAGAAUCUUCAAAUAGUGAAAAGUUACCAGCUUUGGAAUCAGGACAGGAGAGAGCAUUCUGUAAAGCACCAACUUCUUCUUGUCAUUUCAAGACACUUGUUUGUCCAUCAGAGUGCAAAACCAGGAAGCCUAAGAAGAACAAGAAGCAGAAAGGUUGUUUUAUUGAUUGUAGCAGCAAAUGUGAAGCUACUUGCAAGUUUAGAAGAGCAAACUGUGAUGGUUAUGGUUCAUUGUGCUACGAUCCUCGCUUUGUUGGUGGGGACGGUGUGAUGUUCUACUUCCAUGGAGCCAAAGGAGGAAACUUUGCCAUAGUUUCCGACGACGAAUUCCAAAUCAACGCACACUUCAUCGGUACUCGACCUCAGGGAAGGACUCGUGACUACACAUGGGUGCAGGCACUCGCUGUCAUGUUCGACGUGCACACUCUUGUUAUUGCAGCCAAUAGAGUAAAUCAAUGGAAUGAAAGUGUUGACUCUCUUACAGUGAAAUGGGAUGGUGAAUCAGUAACCAUUCCUAUUGAUGGUGAGGCUGAAUGGAAGACUAAUACCGACGAAAGAGAAGUUGUUGUUGAAAGAACAGAUGAUACCAACAGUGUUAGAGUCACAAUUUCUGGUUUACUUGAAAUGGAUAUAAGGGUGAGGCCUAUUGGAGAAAAGGAAAACAAAGCUCACAAUUAUCAGUUACCAUCAGAUGAUGCUUUUGCUCAUUUGGAAACACAGUUCAAGUUUAAGAAACCUACAGAUUUUAUUGAAGGAGUUUUGGGUCAAACUUAUAGGCCAAGCUAUGUUAGUCCUGUUAAAAGAGGUGUUGCUAUGCCAAUGAUGGGUGGGGAAGAUAAGUACCAAACUACGUCACUUUUUUCAACAUCCUGCAAACUAUGCAGGUUCCAAAGGCCAUCUGAAGAUUCUUCCACUAGCCAAGGACUAAUUGCUCAAUACUGAUAUCAUGAAUCAGUAUGAAAAAUAAGAGACUCUUUGUGAUUGAAUUUGUGACAUCUUUUUAUUUUGGUUUCUUUUGUAUUGUAAUGUGUCCAGAUAAAUAAGGGACAAAAAUGUUGUCCAUGAUCAUUUAAUUUGGUCAAAAUUUGUAAUGAUUGAUAUUAAUGUCAGAUUUCUUUUGUACUAUGAUGAAUAAUUUAUUUUGA
Molecule: messenger RNA, 1456 nt
Organism: Cicer arietinum (chickpea)
Lineage: Eukaryota; Viridiplantae; Streptophyta; Magnoliopsida; Fabales; Fabaceae
Source: RefSeq, a predicted model, not a curated record